AGCUUGGGUGAGGACAAACAGACCGCGGAGGGUCGAGCCCUACAAAACUCGCCCCAGUGGUCCAGCAAGCAAGGCGAGCUUCACGGCAGGGCCUUCCCAAUCUGUGUCCCUCGGGGGACACAGAGGCCUGAAAGCCUGUGGGUCUGGUGGAUCCCUGGACACGCUAGGACUCAAGACCAACGCCCAUCAUGCACGCAGAGACUUCUCCAAGGUUGCAGGCGCUCCUGCUGCCUAUCCUGCUACUGCUCCUGGCCACACCACCCGUGGUUAGCAAGGGCUGCGUCUGCAAAGGCAAGGGCCAGUGCUUCUGCAUGGGGACCAAAGGGGAAAAGGGGGAGAAAGGCUAUCCUGGGCCCUCUGGUUUUCCUGGCCAGAAAGGAUUUCCAGGUCCUGAAGGCUUGCCUGGACCACAGGGACCUAAGGGCUCGCUAGGACUUCCAGGACUCACUGGCCCCAAAGGCAUCAGGGGAAUAACUGGAUUACCAGGAUUUUCAGGUCCUCCUGGACUUCCAGGCGUCCCAGGCCACCCUGGGCCUCAUGGGCUGGUGGGUUUACCAGGAUGCAAUGGUUCUAAGGGUGAACAAGGAUUCCCAGGCAUUCCGGGGACACCGGGCUAUUCAGGGCUCCCAGGUCCUCCUGGUUUGAAAGGACAAAAGGGUGAGCCUGCUCAAGGAGAAGACAGGGAAGUCAAUGGAAAAGGUGACCCUGGGCCUCCAGGGCCUCCAGGCUUCCAGGGUUUUCCAGGCCCCCCAGGUUUUCCAGGGGCUGCUGGUCUACCAGGUCCUCCGGGAGUUUUUGGUUUUCCAGGUGCUGUGGGACCCAGAGGACCAAAAGGUCAUAUGGGCGAUAACGCGAUAGGAGAAAAAGGAGAAAGGGGUGUAAAAGGAUUAACAGGACCUCCUGGGCUGCAAGGAACGGUGAUUGUUACACUCAUCCGCCCCCCAUACAACAAAUCGGAUUUCAAGGGGGAGAAAGGAGACAAGGGAGAGAUGGGUGAACCUGGACGUCCUGGACCUCUGGGGCCACCUGGAGACUCCUACGGAUCAGAAAAGGGUGUGCCUGGAGAGCCUGGUCCAAGGGGGAAACCUGGAAAAGAUGGUGCUCCUGGCUUUCCUGGCACUCAGGGAGCCAAGGGCAACAGGGGCCUUCCUGGGCUAAUGGGUGAAGCUGGCAUUAAGGGAUGGAAAGGAGACAUUGGCCCUCCAGGAUUUCCUGGCCCAACAGAAUAUUAUGAUGCAUACCUAGAAAAGGGAAACAAAGGAAUGCCAGGCCCACCUGGGCCCAAAGGUGCUCGUGGUCCACAAGGUCCUAGUGGUCCCCCUGGAGUUCCUGGAAGUCCUGGACUGUCAAGGCCUGGCCUCAGAGGACCCCCUGGAUGGCCAGGCCAGAAAGGAAGGAAAGGGGAAAGAGGACCCCCUGGAAAGGACACUAUAGGCCCUCCUGGCCCCCUGGGCUGCCCUGGUUCCCCAGGUCCGCCAGGCCCACCAGGACCUCCCGGACGUCCAGGAGACAUUGUUUUUCACCCAGGUCCACCUGGUGACCAUGGAGUGCCAGGCAAUAUAGGACCUCCAGGAGACCCAGGAGUUGAUGGGCCCAAAGGAGAACCAGGCCUCCUGUGCACACAGUGCCCUUGCAUCCCAGGACCCCCUGGUCCCCCCGGAUUGCCAGGAUUAGAUGGUGUCAAAGGAAUCCCAGGAGAACGAGGUGCACCUGGUAUGAAAGGAAACCCAGGGUCUCCCGGAAGUGCAGGUCUCCCAGGAUUUUCAGGAUUCCCAGGUGACCAAGGGCAUCCAGGACUGAAAGGAAGCAAAGGUGAAACACCUCUACCCUGGGGACAAGUGGGUGACCCAGGCGAUCCUGGACUCAGAGGUCAGCCAGGGAGAAAGGGCUUCGAUGGAACUCCUGGAAAUCCAGGAGCAAAAGGAUCUCCAGGACCUAGAGGGGAACCGGCCCUGAGUGGAAGGAAAGGAGACCAGGGACUUCCAGGGACUCCUGGAUCCCCGGGGCCCCCAGGACCUGCAGGACCAGCUGGACCACCGGGCUAUGGACCUCAAGGAGAAACAGGUCCAAAGGGAACGCAAGGAGCUCCUGGAGCCCUGGGACCACCUGGAGAAGCCGGUCCUAAAGGAGAACCUGGUAUGUCAACACCAGUUCCAGGUCCCCCAGGAGCUCCAGGGCCUCCUGGUCAGGCUGGCCGCCGAGGUCUGCCCGGUUUGCCUGGACCUGUGGGAAAAUGUGAUCCUGGUCUUCCCGGACCUGAUGGUGAACCAGGAAUCCCAGGAAUUGGAUUUCCUGGGCCUCCAGGACCUAAGGGAGAUCAAGGUUUCCCAGGAACAAAAGGAUCACCUGGUUGUCCUGGGGAAAGGGGAAAGCCAGGCCGUCCUGGAGAGCCAGGCCAACCAGGAGCCAAGGGAGAACCAGGAGCAGGCACACCCGGGGAACCAGGAAAACCUGGCUUUCCAGGAGAAAGAGGCGAUUCUGGGGAAAACGGAGAAAUUGGACUCCCUGGAUUUCCAGGCCUCCCUGGAACUCCAGGAAAAGACGGCCUUGAUGGGCCUCCAGGAGACCCAGGACAGCCUGGACCACCUGGAGCAAAAGGGCCCCCAGGGAGGUGUACCCAGGGACCCAGGGGUGCCCAAGGACUUCCAGGCUUAAAUGGAUUGAAAGGGACACCAGGUAGAAGAGGUGAUGCGGGGCCAAAGGGAGACCCUGGCAUCCCAGGCUUGGACAGAUCAGGUGUCCCUGGAGAACCUGGGCAACCAGGAAUGCCAGGUCAUCCAGGUGAGAUGGGACCACCAGGCCAAAAAGGAUAUCCAGGAACUCCAGGAUUCCCAGGGCUACCAGGUGAGAAAGGAGAGCCUGGGAUGAUGGGCUAUCCUGGAAUCACUGGCCCUCCAGGGCCUCCUGGGAAACCAGGUUCACAGGGGGAGAGAGGUAGCCUUGGAAUCCCAGGAAUCAAAGGCGAAAGAGGACGCCCAGGAACCAAAGGUGAACGAGGAGAGAAGGGAAUCCCUGGGCCUUCCCAACUUCCAUACUUAAAAGGGGACAAAGGAGAAGCUGGACUCAAAGGAUUUGUAGGAAAUCCUGGUGAAAAAGGAAACAGAGGCAUUCCAGGGUUACCAGGUCAGAAAGGCCUCGAGGGACUGCCUGGGCCACCAGGUCCUCCAGGCCCUAGAGGAGAUAUGGGAAGCAGUGGGAAUCCUGGAGGACCAGGACCAGUCGGUAUGCCAGGAAGCAUGGGGAACGUGGGUGUGCCAGGCCCUAAAGGGAAAAAAGGAACUUUUGGACUUUCAGGUCUAGCUGGAAGACCAGGCCUUCCAGGGAAUCACGGUCCCCAAGGAGAUAAGGGGGAGCAAGGUCAUUCAACAGGUGCAAGGCCAGGACCACCAGGACCAAAGGGUGAACCAGGAUUGCCAGGUGCCAAAGGAAAGAAAGGAGAGAGAGGACCACCUGGGCCACCUGGACAACCGGGGUCUGCUGGACCUGAUGGAGCCCCUGGGAGUCCUGGGAGUCCUGGCCACCCAGGAAAGCCGGGUCCUGAUGGUGAUUUGGGUCUUAAAGGAAAGAAAGGCUUCCCAGGCCCUCCAGGAAGCACUGGCCCUCCAGGUCCUCCAGGACUUCCAGGACCUCCUGGACCAAUGGGUAUGAGAGGUAACCAAGGACAUGAUGGAAUUCCUGGUCCUCCUGGAGAAAAGGGAGAAACAGGCUUACUGGGGGCCCAUCCAGGCCCAAAAGGAAGCCCUGGUGUUCCAGGUGUCAAAGGAGACAAGGGAGUUCCGGGCUUGCCUGGCCUCCCUGGCAGGAAGGGGACCAUGGGAGAUGUUGGACCUCGAGGACCCCCAGGCAACAGUGGGCUCCCAGGACCACCAGGUCUACCUGGGACAAUUGUCCCUGGCCCAAAAGGAAACCAAGGUCUUCCUGGCCCAAGAGGAAGUUCAGGGAAGCCAGGGACCCCUGGACCUCCAGGACUUAUCGUAAAAGGCAUAAAAGGUGACAAAGGAUUUAUGGGCCUACCUGGCCCCAAAGGUCUACCUGGAGCUGUAGGCGACAUGGGCCCACCAGGUUACCCGGGACCACCAGGUACCCCAGGUCUUCCAGGUCUCAAAGGUGAUCCGGGAUUCCCUGGAUUUCCAGGCAUAAAAGGAGAGAAGGGUAAUCAAGGAUUUCCUGGAUCAAUUGGACAUCCAGGACCAAUUGGACCCAAAGGACCACCUGGUGCACCUGGAAAACCUGGAACACGUAAGAUAAUCUCCCUUCCAGGAAGCCCAGGGCCACCUGGUCCACCUGGACAGCCAGGAAUGAAAGGAGAUCCUGGGCCACUGGGACCACCUGGAAACCCAGGGCCCUGUGGAACAAAAGGUAAACCAGGCAAGGAUGGAAAACCAGGAUCUCCAGGGCCAGCUGGUGCAAAGGGCAACCAAGGCUCUAAAGGCCAACAAGGACCACCUGGAUUGAAUGGAUUGCCAGGCUUAAAGGGAAGACCUGGAGACAGGGGAACACCUGCUGCUGGGACAAGAACGCAAGGGUUUGUCUUCACCCGCCACAGUCAAACCACAGCCGCUCCUUCCUGUCCCCAAGGAACACAGCCACUCUAUAGUGGGUUUUCUCUUCUUUUUGUACAAGGCAAUGAGCGUGCACAUGGACAAGACCUUGGCACUCUGGGCAGCUGCCUGCAGCGAUUCACCACAAUGCCAUUCUUAUUCUGCAACAUCAAUAAUGUGUGCAAUUUUGCAUCACGGAAUGAUUAUUCAUACUGGCUGUCAACACCAGCUCUGAUGCCGAUGGACAUGGCUCCAAUUCCUGGCAGCGCUCUGGAACCCUAUAUUGGCAGAUGUACCGUUUGUGAAGGUCCUGCGUUGGCCAUAGCUGUUCACAGCCAAACUACUGCUAUCCCUCCAUGUCCCCAUGGCUGGGUUUCUCUCUGGAAAGGUUUUUCCUUCGUUAUGUUCACAAGCGCAGGCUCUGAGGGUGCUGGACAAGCACUUGCAUCACCCGGCUCCUGCCUGGAAGAAUUCCGAGCCAGUCCGUUUAUAGAAUGCCAUGGACGGGGAACCUGUAACUACUACUCAAACUCCUAUAGUUUCUGGCUGGCUUCAUUAAACCCAGAAAGAAUGUUCAGAAAACCUAUUCCAUCAACUGUGAAAGCUGGAGAUUUAGAAAAAAUCAUAAGUCGCUGUCAGGUGUGCAUGAAGAAAAGACACUGAAGAAGUAAAAGAAAAUAGAACCACAUUGUUUCCUUCUUAAAUAACCAAGUUGUGACUCAGUACAAGCAUUUCUCUAGCUCUUUUUUCUCUAACUUUACAGUGUUGUUCAAUGAAGAUGUAGUAGUGCCAAGUUUCACCACACCAGAAAGCAUUUCACUCAAGUUAGUCUGUGCUUUGGGUCUCUAAAUCUGUGUGGUUUCAAAGUUCCCUGUGGGAAGGCAACAGGUUUUCACAAAACAUCACUGAAAUCACAUUCUGCUUGUACCCAAAGUGCUGACUAAACGAUGCCUGUGUGGACCUUGAACUACAAGCUAAGAGAGAUUUGGUACAGUGAUGUACAAUGUGUUCCUUGUCUCCCACUCUUGACCUAAGGCAUUUAGUUUCUUUCCACCUCCAACCUGAGCCCUUAGACUUCAGCUAGAGAAGGAGAUGGGAGCACACCAUGACAAGACCUGGAUAGUCAUACCUGUUGAGUGGUACAGGGCCCAAGAACACAGGAUGAAUGAGGCUCAAGAUGUUUCAGGACUCAUUUAAAUAUGCCCAAAGCUAGGACCAAAGGAAACUUCCUCAAGGGAAUCACAACAGGCUUGGAUAUAAAGUAUUGUUUUAUUUUCUGUUUUGUUGAUGAUGUGUAUGUGAUUGUUCACUGAGCUAAUUUUACUAUGUCAAUAGAUUCAAAGGGGGUAAAAUGUUUACUCUUAGGAGAUUAAUUUUUACUAGGAUGUUAUACACAUUCAUGGAAACAUUUCUCUUCACUGUGUUCAAUGUACUCAGAAGUAACAAGGACACUACUUACUAGAUGUGCACUUUAUCUCCAGUCCUAUGAACACCAACCUUAAAGAAUUUCACUAGUAGUUCAAUAACCCAGGAAAGAAUGAGAGGCACUCGCUGGUUUAUCAGACUGCAAACAUUUUUCUUUGAUCAAAAUAGUUUAUAACAUGGUUUUACAGAUUUGUUCCUUUGUUACCUUUCUAACCUUGGAAACACCCCCCACCACA
Molecule: messenger RNA, 6202 nt
Organism: Onychomys torridus (southern grasshopper mouse)
Lineage: Eukaryota; Metazoa; Chordata; Mammalia; Rodentia; Cricetidae
Gene: Col4a3
Product: collagen type IV alpha 3 chain
Exons: 52
Coding region: 189-5204 (1671 amino acids)
Cellular component (GO): basement membrane; collagen trimer
Molecular function (GO): extracellular matrix structural constituent
Source: RefSeq, a predicted model, not a curated record